UCUAAAGUAGGAGAGCCAGGCGUCAUAGAUUCAGAUAUAUCGUGUUCGCCAAUUCCCAAAUCGAUUAAAUUUGAUUUUGACCUAGCGACUCACAAAGAUCUUCGCUCUCGAAAUUUCUAGGGUUCUUAUCGGUUUUCUGAAUUAGGGACUCCUAAUCGAUCAGAACUCGAGCUUUUUGAUCGGUCGAAUUAGGGUUUCUUUUGGUAUCUGAAAGAGAAGCAGAAGAAAGGAACAGAGAUAUGCCUCAGAGGCACUCGAAGAACAACAACGACCUUGCGUUCUUCACCUACGAUGAGAAGCGAAAGCUGGGAUUCGGGACUCAGAAGGAGAGGCUGGGAAAGGACUCCAUCAAGCCCUUCGACGCUUGCUGCCUCUGCUUGAAGCCUUUCAUCGAUCCUAUGUCUUGCCAGAAAGGCCAUGUCUUCUGCAAGGAAUGCAUUCUCGAGUGCUUGCUUUCUCAGAAGAAAGAUAUUCAGAGGAAGCUAGCUGCGCAUGCUAUACAACAGAAGCAAGAGAAGGAUGAGGAAGAAGAGAAGUUAAUGUUGCAGAAAGCUCGAGAGCUUGAUGCAUUUGAUCAGCAAAACCACGGUGCAGUGCCACAAUAUAGCGAUAGAAACUUGAGCCGAGAUAAGAAUGGUUUCCAUGGGGCAAAUAGUGUGAAGGUCACUUCUUAUGAAGAGGAAGCACUUCGGACUAUGAAAGCAUUUUGGUUGCCUUCUGCUACACCGGAAGCUUCUGUUAAAGUAGAGGCUCCCUCCACCAGUACUGUAUGUCCGGAAGGGAUGGAGAAGCUCAAACUAAAGGCCCUUUUUCCUAUUAUUUUCACAGAAGACACUAAUGACAAGAAGAAAUCUUCUUCUCUGGAUAAGAGCUUUAUUUGUCCUAGCUGCAAAGUUACUCUGACCAACACACUGUCACUUGUGGCCCUUACCUCUUGCGGGCAUGUUUACUGUAAGAAGUGUGCCGGCAAGUUUGUGGCGGUUGACAAGGUUUGUCUUGUGUGCAACAAACCAUGUAAGGAGAAGAAUUUGGUGAACCUGGCUAAAGGAGGGACAGGGUUUGCUGGCCACGGAGAUCACCUUGAAGCAACAGAGUUUAAGCAUUUGGGGAGUGGUUCAGGUCUGGGCCUGGUUAGACCUGCAAUGAAAACUUGAGCUGCAGGGUUUUUUUGCUUCUGCGCUUUACACAAAGUAUGCCAAAAACAGAAAAUGUUUCGCAAUUGGUUUUUUUGUCUCUCUUUUGAUAUGAUUUGAAUUGGUUUCACAGCUGUAUCAAAAUGCUAUAAGAAGUUUUACUAUAAGAUAGACAAUUUUAACGCAUCCUUA
Molecule: messenger RNA, 1325 nt
Organism: Morus notabilis
Lineage: Eukaryota; Viridiplantae; Streptophyta; Magnoliopsida; Rosales; Moraceae
Product: E3 ubiquitin-protein ligase CSU1
Exons: 2
Coding region: 240-1154 (304 amino acids)
Cellular component (GO): nucleus
Molecular function (GO): ubiquitin protein ligase activity
Source: RefSeq, a predicted model, not a curated record